UCACUAAAAUGUUGUCAUCCUCAACCUCAAGGAUCACUUUCAUUUUUAGGUAUUCUCUUCUCCAAAUCCCUAAUUUUGUUUCCUUCCCUUCCUCUUCAUCCCUUCACUCUCAUUCUGAGCCCCCAUCCCUUCGCCAAGUUGAUGAAGCUGUUGAUUCCUUCACUCGCAUGCUCUCUAUGCGUCGCCCUCCAUCCAUCAUCCAAUUCACCAAGAUUUUGGGAUCUCUUGCCAAGACCAACCAUUUCCCCACCGCCAUUUCCCUUUUUCAGCAAUUGCAAGCCAGAGGAAUCGCUCCCGACUUAUUUACUUUGAACAUCGUAAUUAAUUGUUGUUGCGGCAUGGGUCGUAUGUCACUUGCUUUCUCUGUAUUGGCCAAGAUUUUCAGAAUGGAUUAUCAACCUAAUACGGUAACAUUGACAACAAUCCUGAAAGGUCUCUGUCUCCGUGGUAGUGUUGAAAAAGCAGUGCGCUUUCAUGACAGAGUGCUGGCUCAUGGAUUUCACUUCAACCAAGUCACUUAUGGGACCUUGAUCAAUGGCCUCUGUAAGGCCGGACACACAUCAGCUGCUAUUCAAGUGUUGAGAAAGAUCCCACGGUAUGGCAUUGCUCCUGAUGUCUUCAUGUACAGCGCAAUUAUUGAUAGCCUCUGCAAGGAUACACUUGUAAAUAAGGCAAAAUAUGUAUUCAACACAAUGGCUGAUAAUAGAGUGUUUCCUGAUGUUCGGAGUUACAAUAUCAUGAUUAAUGGCUUUUGCAAAAGUAAAAUGAUCGAUGACACCUUGAAUCUCUUCGAAGAGAUGCGUCGCAAGAACUUGGUUCCUGACACGGUAACUUACAGUACUCUAAUUGAUGGCUUGGGAAAAUCAAGGAGAAUCCUUUGUGCCUUGGAGCUUCUUGAAAAGAUACAUGAUCGAGGUCAACCCGCUAAUAUAGUCACUUACAGUUCUUUGAUGGAUGCUUUGUUCAAUAUCAAACAACAUGACAAGGCACUUAUGUUAUUCAAUCAAAUGAAAGAGAGUGGCAUUGAUCCGAAUAUAUAUACAUACACCAUACUUAUAGAUGGCCUAUGCAAAAGUGGAUGGCUUAAAAAUGCAAAAGAGAUUUUUCAAGAUCUUUCCAUUAAAGGCUAUCACCUAAACACAAGGAUAUACAAUGUUAUGAUAAAGGGGCUCUGCAAAGAGAGCCUACUUGAUGAAGCAUUGGCCUUAAAGUUGGAAAUGGAAGACAAUGGUUGCUCUCCGGAUGCUGUAACUUACGAAAUAACUAUUCGUGCUCUGUUGGAAAAAGGUGAAAAUGAUCAAGCGCUGAAACAUCUUCAUGAAAUGAUUGCUAGAGGCUUAUUGAAAAGACACUAAGGAGGAAUAAAUCAACUCAAAUUAAUAAAUUUUCUGUUGUCAAAAUUUGUACAGAACUUGGUAAAUUUUAUAUCUAUUGGGUUGGAGGAUUUGGGAAA
Arachis ipaensis is the source of this 1453-nucleotide messenger RNA. The record is from RefSeq and is a predicted model, not a curated record. NCBI's taxonomy places the organism in Eukaryota, Viridiplantae, Streptophyta, Magnoliopsida, Fabales, Fabaceae.